Micromonas pusilla CCMP1545 is the source of this 759-nucleotide messenger RNA. RefSeq lists its product as uncharacterized. NCBI's taxonomy places the organism in Eukaryota, Viridiplantae, Chlorophyta, Mamiellophyceae, Mamiellales, Mamiellaceae. The record is from RefSeq and is a predicted model, not a curated record. The transcript has 4 exons. The coding region runs from base 1 to 759 and encodes 252 amino acids.
AUGGCGCGUCGGAUGCGACCGCCGCGUCUCGAGUCGUUUCCCCGUCGCCGCCGCGCUCGCGCUCGCGCUCGCGCUCGUCGUCGCCGCGACGUUCGCGCUCGAGCCGCCGUCGCCGCCGUCGUCUUCCUCGCCGACGUCGCCUCGGUACGCGUCCAACCACUCGGGCGGAAAGACGCCGCCGCCGCCGCCGCCGCCGCCGCCGCCGUGACUCGACCGCCGCGCGCUCAACUCCUCCCUGACCGCGGCCUCGAUCGCGUCCUCCUCGUCCAGGCUCCUGCGACGCAAAUCCCCAAACCCCAAUCCGCCGGGAAGGUCGUCCUCGUCGUCGUCGAACAGCGCCGCGGUCUUCUGCAACGUCUCCGUGCUCGGCGCCGCGCGUCGCAGCCCGCUCCCGCCGCCGACGUGAUUAUUCCCGCCGCCACCGCCGCCGUCGCCGCCGCGCGCGCCGCCGCCGUUGCCCCACAGACCGUCGUUCAGCAACGGGAUCGCCGCGUCCGGGUUCGCGAUCUUCCACGCGCGGAUCGCGCGCAGCCCCGCCUCGUGCCCGGCGCGCACGAUCUCCGCGUACCUCCCGAACGCGAGGAUCGGAAUGUUCGCCACCGCGGGCCGCACCCGCGCCGCGUUGGCGUAGUCGGUGACGUACGGCAGGUGCGACUGCAUCGCCGCCAUCGUCGGGCACGUGGGGCCGCCGAGCCACUGCGCCGGACAACGCGUCGCCCCACGGCUUCAUCCUCGCCUCGGGUAACCCGUGCCCGCUGA